Gymnodraco acuticeps is the source of this 3789-nucleotide messenger RNA. RefSeq names its product macoilin-1. NCBI's taxonomy places the organism in Eukaryota, Metazoa, Chordata, Actinopteri, Perciformes, Bathydraconidae. Gene Ontology annotation, cellular component: rough endoplasmic reticulum membrane. The record is from RefSeq and is a predicted model, not a curated record. Gene Ontology annotation, biological process: neuronal signal transduction.
ACAGGUUGAGCUGCACAUCCUCGAGGAUCUGCUUCCUCUAUUUUCUGCUUCUUUUUUUUGCCUCCGCUGCCGCUUCUGCUGCUGCGGAGCGAAAACUACAGCACGGAGGGAGUAGAAGCCAUAAGAUGAAGAAACGAUACGUGGACGCGAGCAGGCUACGGAAAAUGAAAAAGCUGAAAAUAACGGAGAAGCUUUCUGAAAGUGCGUACACCUUCGUGAAGUUUAUGAUGAUGUGGAUGCUGGUGCUGCUGGCCGAUUUCAUCCUGGAGUUCAGACUGGAGUACCUGUGGCCCUGCUGGCUCUUCUUUGGGAGCGUUUACACCACGUUCCACUGCACGGGCUGGCUAUUUGUGUUGUUUGUCUGUGCUGCCUUCACUCUGGACAUCUUUUGUUUAAUUUUUGUUCCUUUGCACUGGCUGUUUGUGGCAAGCACUUAUGUGUUAUUCAAUUACAUAUGGCACACAGAGAAAGGCAUCUGCAUAUCCACGGUGUCCCUGUGGAUUCUGCUCGUCUACACAGCGUCACUCCGACUAAAGGACCUUAAAGCCUCUCAUGCAAACCUGUCUCAUCUUUUUGCUGCACACUGCAUUGGGUAUCCUGUGGUGUAUCUGGGGUUUGAUGCCACGUGCUACUUCACCAACAUCUUCAAGCUGCGCAUUCAGAAAGCUGUGCAGAGUGAGAAUGACUUCCACAUGCACCUCCUGCAGCACUCGCUCCCCCCAGGCCUGCAGGUCUUCCCAAAGACGGGAACAGAUGGCAGCAGCAGCUCUAAAUGGAAGACAAAGCCUGAGUCCACUCAGUAUCAGUGUCAGAACGGCGCUGUGCUGGCCACUGACGAGGCUCACACCGUGGACGCCUCCAGAUCCGCAGCCGAGGAGAGAGCGCCAGAGAAGGGAGCGCCGGAGGGGAAGUCCGCUGAAUCAAACCGGCGGCCAUUACCAUCCAAACCUGGUGAGUCCAGAGAUCUGCUUCCCUGCGGGGCAGCAGGACCCGAAUCCUCCACAACCCCGGAAAAUCUACCUCAAGAUGAGCCAGGAAGCAAAGCUACACGGGCGGCUAAAAGCUCCUCGCCAAAAGCCAGCAGAGGCAGCACAACACUCCCCCCCCCCGCAGGGAGGACGGAGAAGAAGCAGAGAUCCAGCUCGAAGACGGUCAGCCCCAACCGGGACGUCCCAGAGAAAAGCAAUCACCACGCUGAGCAGAUGAACAAGCUGGAGCAGGAUCUGAGGAGGCUGCGGGCCGAGCUGCAGCUGAGCCGGCAGAGCGAGCAGGAGCUGCGCAGCCACGUCUGCAACCUGACCAACAGUGAGCGCAGCCUGAGGCCAGAGGUGUCCCUGCUCAGACAGUCCAACAUGCUGCUCCAGAGCAAGGUUCUGUGCCUGUCUAAAACCAAGCAGAGGGACAAACAGAGCAGCGCCAUGCUGGAGAAAAAGACGAGAGCAGAGACGGAGGCCAGACUCUCCGUGGAGAAACAGUUGGCUGAGCUUCAGGCUCAGAGACUGGAGGAAGCAAACAACACAGCACGGAGUCUCAACAAUAGGCAGGAACACUGUGAAACCCAAAUGUUAAGGAAAAGAGUUAAAGAUCUAGAGACAGAGUACAAACAACUACAGCUGGAGUGUCAAGUUCAGAGAGUCGUGUGCUAGAAUCUAGAGAGUGAUGUUGAGGCUCUGGGAAUGUAACCGCUGUGUGGAAGAAAGAGAACAGACAUGCUGCUGUCCACUCUGUCGGCCAUGCAGGAGAAGGCUCAACAUCUGGAGUACAACCUGAGCGCCGAGACUCGCAUCAAACUGGACCUGUUCUCGGCUCUGGGAGACGCUCGCCGGCAGCUGGAGAUCGCUCAAGAUAAAGUGAUGAGGCAGGACCGGGAGAUUAAGGAGAUGAAGCAGAAGAUCGCCGAGGUGAUGGCCGUCAGCCCGGGGGUUUCCUACAUGGCUCCUCGCCCCCCGGUGCCGCAGUAUCUCACCAAGCUACUGAGCUCUGAGCGCUACAUGCUGAACCCACGAGCCCUCAUGUACCAGUGCCUGAAGAAAUAAAGGAAGUCGCCACUUUUGUCUGAUCCUGGGGAGAGCUCACAGAUUGUUAGGACAGAGCUACAUGACACCAUGAAGUCAUCUACUUCCAGCCAGCGGUGGAAACAGGAAAAACCUCCUUAAGUCGAAUGCCUUUUGCUGCACUGAUGGUACCAAGUUCACAUUAUUUGUUUACAAGGGUUCAAGUGUUUCACUCCAAAAUACUAUAUCUCUCUUUAUGUAGAGAUACAGCUAAACACUUUCUAGUUGGGGAUGCAUCAGAGAAAAGCACACUUCUUCAAAUUCAGACCCUGUUAAUUAUCUAAAGUAAUGAUUUUGGGAAAUUGAAGUUCAUAAUGUACUAGAAGAUACAUCUUGCUGCCCUGCAGAGACCCACAAACCUACUGUAGCUUUAAAACACAGAUUCACACUUCAAUUAAUCAAAAGUAUAAUACAUACAAGGUUUUAAUAUCACUUGUACAAUGAUACAUCUGCUGGAUACUACAAUCAAAAUAACAUGGUCUAAUUUUUGUUAUCGUGUUUAUAUCCCUUUUGAGUCAAAUGAAUAUUAGUUCAUAAAGCAUCCAAUAAGUGUUUUCACGAAUCAAAAGAGAAGCAGAGGUGUUACUAACAACAUGAAUAAUGGCUCUGCUUUAUUAAAAUGUUUUAAGCCCUGACAGUGAGUCAGCGUGCACAAACCCAUGAAACUCAAACUGCUUAAUGGGAUUCAGCCAUUAUUCAUUUAUUUCCCUGCUGUGACAUGUCAUAAUUCAAAUAUUAAGAUACCCUGCUGAGACAUGUUCUCAGACUCAAUGUGAAUAUAGAGAAAUGAUACAUGACCAUAUUUAUGUCAGUCCUUGAUUGUGUUCUUGCUUUGAAUCUAAAAGAUAAAAUAAACCUUUAUUGGAUUAAAAACACAAAUAUUAGCUCCAAACUAAAUCUGAAAUUUUCUCAAAGCAUAUUUAUAAUUACGAACAAUUCCCACAUGCUACAUUCUUAAGAAGAGUAUGUAUAAGUAUACAUUUUGAAAUCCCUUCAGAGUUGGCAGUUUACAGGAGUCUUUUUUGUGGAACAGGUUGAAAUCUUGAUGUUUCUUGAGAACCAUUGUGCAGUGAUGUUGAUUGUUGGAGUGACCAGAAACGGAUAUCACAGUUUGCGGCAAUUCCCUUUCUCUUUGUUUGGCAGCUCUCGACGUAAAACAAUGGAAAUGGUGAUAGUGACUUUGUCCCUGAGUGUUAAUAACAAGGAAUGGUGUCGACCAAACGUGGUUCAUGAAUUUAAUUACUGUGCCUAUAUACAUUACUUUCAAACAGGAAAGUAAAACACAAUUUAAUGUGAAAGAGUAAUGUGUUUUGAAUUGAAGUGCUAUGUACUGUUUUUUGGUAGUUCCUUUGAUUUAUUUUCUACUCAACAAAGUACAGAAUUGAAAAUACCCACGCAGCUGGAAACACUCAUCUGGAUGUCCGCCAUUUUGGUAGCUUUUUAUUUAAAGUGUCUUUCUAGGGGUGUUUUAUAUAUCAAAAACUAUUUUUUAGUCUUGCUGUACUUUUAUUAUACUGCUGUCAUUUUGUACGGCGAUGUGUUUGUCAGCAUGAAAUGUGUUUUUAAUUCAACUGUUAAUUGAGCACACAUUGUGACUUUCAGUAUGUACAUGAAUAUACUUGUACAAGGGCUACAAUUUCUUAACAUUUUGAACAAAUAGUGAUGCUCUAAAGGGUAGAGAUCACACCCCUGAUGCAUCAGGAUUUCUUUUGUAUAAAUAAUUAAACAAUUGAAA